Oppia nitens is the source of this 606-nucleotide messenger RNA. RefSeq lists its product as uncharacterized. The coding region runs from base 98 to 523 and encodes 141 amino acids. The record is from RefSeq and is a predicted model, not a curated record. NCBI's taxonomy places the organism in Eukaryota, Metazoa, Arthropoda, Arachnida, Sarcoptiformes, Oppiidae. The transcript has 3 exons.
UUAUUACACAUUUGUGUUCACUGUUUUGGUUUCAAUCAAUUACUUUCCCGACAAUACAUUUGGUGAGACGCGAUAUGAAGAUGAGACGAGACAAGCAAUGAUUGAGAUGAACAAACUGUUUCGACACCUGUUCCCACUGGUGCCCGAUAAGGCUCAUUAUAUAUGGAAAGCCAGUCAUUUGGGAGGUUCCCUAACAUUAGAUCAGCCCCGACAUCAAACUUCAUAUAUAGAACAUAUUGAAAAUCCCGAACCACUAGUACGCCAUUCCUCGACACCUCAAAGUGAAGCGAAUGUCAAUAAAAUUAGAGAAGAGUCGUCUCAAUUUGAAGACCUACCGAUAGUCAGCUCUGUGGUCACUAAACCGACACCUGUGUUAUCACCGAUUCUGGCAAAUAAUUAUCACAUUAUUAAGUCUGGCCGACGAAUGCAAACGACACCACUCGGCAAAAGGGGUCCGGAAUGCAUGAGGAAGUGUAUCGCACAGGGAGUACUACAUCCCGUUCAGUGUCACUCACUCUGCUAAGUCUUGCACACACUUUCGCACAUCCUUUUCCUCUAUAAUUACAUUUCUGUUGAAUUGAUUGGACGUAUCACCAAUUGGGCCAA